AUGAAGAGCGUCGCCAUGUUUUUCACAAUGUUCCUCUUAGCUUCGCUGAUCCCCACGGAUGCCUUGUCAUCUUUGAACACCGUGUCUCGUCGCGCAGUUCUCGCACAGUCCGCUGGAUUUGCGACUGUCAGUGUUUGGGGACCCGCUUCCUGGGCCGUCGAUGCCUCUCUCAUCGACGAUCUUACCUCUUCUAUUGACAAACUUCGUCCAAUUCCAGACCUUCUCGAGGAAAAAGAGUGGGAUAAGGUGCGGUCAAUACUUAAGCUUCCUCCCGUCAAUAAGCUAUGGAAUCUUGGUGAUUGCCGUAAACGAUGUAAUCCUGACGAGAGGUUUUCUUCUCUUUCCGUGAUCCAAAAGUCACAAAAUAUUGUGCUAAAAUUGGCACAAGACACAGGUAACAUUGACCUAUUCGAACUGAAGGAAGAAUUGGCAUACACUUUACAAAUGUGCGACCAAAUUACGUACAACAACGCGUUUGUCUACUUUCAGCCGGGCAGCGGAAAGUUUAAAAUAAAAGAGCCUCAAGAGCUAGCAAGGCAAGCCAUGAAACAGAUCCAAGAUGUAAUCGAUGCUGCUAUCGAAUAG
This is a messenger RNA of Phaeodactylum tricornutum CCAP 1055/1, 585 nucleotides long. RefSeq lists its product with no specific name. The coding region runs from base 1 to 585 and encodes 194 amino acids. The record is from RefSeq and is a predicted model, not a curated record. NCBI's taxonomy places the organism in Eukaryota, Bacillariophyta, Bacillariophyceae, Surirellales, Neidiaceae. The transcript has 2 exons.